UAGAGAAUCUAGAUCUCCAAUGGACAAUACAAUAACAAUAUUUUUUCUAUUUAUUAGGACUUACCCUCCAAAGGUUUUUCUUCGUUGUUGCAGAGGAACCGUGUUCUCUAAUCUUGUAAUUUUCUGUGUCGCUUCGUGGUUCAUUCUUCUCGUUCUUGUGAUCCGUUCUAUUUUGGAGUACUUACAACACUCCUUUGCAAGUUUAAUUAAUUAAAGAGGCUAAUCAAUUUUCAAUUGGACUGCAGCAGAUGGCUGAGGAGGGUUGCAGGGUUACUCUAAAUGUUUAUGACUUGAGCCAAGGACUAGCACGGCAGCUUUCAAUGUCCUUUUUGGGGAAAGCUAUUGAAGGCAUAUGGCACACAGGAGUUGUGGUUUAUGGUAAUGAGUAUUACUUUGGUGGUGGCAUACAACAUUCUCCUGCUGGAUUAACACCAUAUGGAACUCCACUUAGAGUGGUAGACUUAGGUGUGACACAUGUUCCCAAGGAUGUUUUCGAAAUGUAUUUACAGGAAAUCAGUCCGCGAUACCUGCCUGAAACAUAUAGUCUGCUUACUCACAAUUGCAACAACUUCAGCAAUGAGGUUGCUCAAUUUUUGGUUGGUGCGUCCAUUCCUGAAUAUAUUCUCCAGCUCCCCAAUGAGGUGAUGAGCAGCCCAAUGGGAGCCCUUAUAUUGCCUAUGAUACAGAACUUGGAGACAACACUGAAAUCUGGUGCAGUUCCUCAAGUACCUCAAUUCAGGCCUUCAACUACCCUGAAUGCUUCAGCUAAUACCCAAAAAAACUCUAGUAUCUCCAACUCAUCCACUGAGAAUGUUGUGAGCAGAGAGGUGAACAAGGAAGUGAAGGGCAAAGAUGAAAAGGCAGCAUCACCUUCUGCAAAGCCAGCAGGGGAACCCCAGAAGUCAUCACCAAAUGGGGUCACAGCAGAUCCUCUUGGAGAUGCACGCAACAAGGUUCAAGAUGAGAUUCUCAAAGAAUUUGCUGCAAUCAUGGCUAGUGGGACAAUGCGUGCUAGUGAGGCUGCAGCUCUAGCCACUAAAAGAGUCAUGCAAAGAUACGGCCAUACUACUGCCGUGUCUCAGAAUUAGCUACUUUUCUUCAUCAUUCUGACGAUUUGUGGGUCUAAAAUCCCUACAUACUAUCACUGCGCAAUUGCAGUGUUUCAUAUCAUUGGUUAUUAUUUGAACCGGGGAAAACAUGAUCAACUUGUAACAUCUAUUCUAUGAGGAGACUACUUUAUUGGUAAUGUGUAUGUCGGAUUAAGUGGAUUCGAGUGAAAUGUUGAUCAGGGGAGUCAUUUCGACAUAUUUUCUGGAAUAUAACUCUUGGAUUAUAAGUUUUUAAGAAGGCUCUUUUCACGUGGCAGAAAAGAAGUAUAUAAAGUGGUUUUAAUGGUA
Molecule: messenger RNA, 1397 nt
Organism: Glycine soja
Lineage: Eukaryota; Viridiplantae; Streptophyta; Magnoliopsida; Fabales; Fabaceae
Product: desumoylating isopeptidase 1-like
Exons: 5
Coding region: 249-1088 (279 amino acids)
Biological process (GO): protein modification by small protein removal
Molecular function (GO): peptidase activity
Source: RefSeq, a predicted model, not a curated record